AUUUCAGCCAGGACUAGGCAUGAAUAUUCUCAGGAAGGGGACUGGAUGGCGGUCAGCAUGCUGAUGCCCACGCGCUGGUCAGGCUUGCACAUCAGCACAUCGGCCGGCGGGCCUGCGGGCUUUCGUCUGAACACUCGCCCACCGGCAGGACUGCCACGCAGAGCACCAACGAGGGAGAAAGGAGAAGAAAGCUCGCUCCCUUCCCAGAAAGGGCUGAAUCAGCACCGAACGCCCUGCCGUGCGCCAGCUCCCUCACCCAAUCGCACGCUGGAAGCGACAGGGACCUCUCAAGGUCAGGGACCAGCCGUAUCUGUGCAGGGAGCCCCAGCAGAUCGCCCUGUCCUCCGCAGCAGCCCCUGGGGGAGGGGGCCACCCUCCGCUCCAGACUGGGGCCGUGCCCACCCCAGCCGUCCUCCCGGGUGGGGCUGUGUCCUCCUCCCACCAUGCAGCUGGCUGCCCCCCCCCUGCCCCGGGAGGGGGGUGCAGGGAUGGGGAACGACACGGGGGACUGACUACCCCUCGAGGUGCGACCUCCUCAGGGGCUGCCAGAAGUGCAGAGAGAGCAUGAGGUGCCCGGUCGGCUGCCCCGGGGUCUGCACGGCACCCAGACUUUCUCAAAUAAGCAUCUGGUUUCCAGAAGCUCCCAAGUCACUGCCCCUCCUGGCCGCCAUCCCCUCUGACAGCCCCUCACACCAGCCACGGAGGAGUCAGGCCCUGGGAGUCCCUCAGCAAAGGGACAGACUGGACAGCGAGCCUGAGUGCACAGGAGUGUCCAGAGGCUUCUCCUCCUGUGUCCCGGCACCUGGCUCUGGCCCGCAGGGACCCGGCACCCACGCCUUUGUUCAAGGAAAGUGCUUCUCCGGUUCCUCCUCGCCCCGCCCCCGCCCUGUGCCUCCCUUUGCUUCUGUCCUCACCCUGGCCUCCCUGCGACCUUGCCAACUGGACCAUCCUCCUGUCUGGCUUCCCUCUCCCCCACACACACUGCCUCCGGGCCAAGUCCCAGCCCCACCCCCCCCCUCCCCCCAGCUCUCUGGCAGGCCAGGUUCCCAAAUCAAGGGCCCACUCGCCCCCACCUCCGUCCUGUCCCAUCACCGGGGGCAGCACUGCCACCUGCAGAACCUUCCAGAUGCUCUCUGAGCCCAUCUUCUCCCACCUGGAGUCCCGCAUGAGCACCAGGGGCCCCCCCUGCCCUCCCAGCUCACUGGCUCUGGGGUCUGGUCAGACCAGCUCCGGCUCCUGGCAUUUACCAGCAUCGCCCUGGGACCUGUGCUCAGGCCAGGCUUCGUCUCCACUUGGCCCCGGCACCUGCCUCCUCGUGGCCAGCCUCCAGGCCUGUAGGUCGUUCCUUUCUUCUCGAAGAUGUCGAGCCCACAAUGAGCAGACGCUCUGCUCUGAAGAAGACAUCUCAGCAGGAAGCCUGCUCUCCCCAGAAGCUGCCCUCACGGGUCACCCUCCCCAGCUGAGCCAGCCACCGCCUCACGUGGUGCCCCGGGGCCCGGACCACUCUGAGUGGCAGCUCCUUAACUGAAACCUCACAUCCCACUCCUGCCGUCCACCCGCCCGGGACCCUGCACGUUGUCCUCGAAGAGAGGGGCUGAGGGCAGGGGUGACUUCAGCCCCGAGGUGGGUGGGAGUUGGCGGGAAACCCCUCACUGGACGGCACCUCAAACCCCGAGGGCUCGUGCUCACCGAGCACCAUCACAGCCUGCUUGGUCCGCUACCUGGGAGCCACGGCACCCGGGUCAGGCCUCAGCAUCCCGCGAGGCCGGUGGCACAGCAGCGCCCCCACCAUGCAGGCCUUGGGCGCCUGGGAAGACAGCACCCCCACUGGCCUCAAACCAGGCGAGGCCCCGGGAAGGCCGGGAAGGCCGGCGUCCUGAGGCUCGGCGUGCCGGGGACCACGCCUACAGGUGCACGCCCGGCCCAGCCCCAAGGGCCGCCUGAGGCGGGACAAACGCCACCUCCUGAGCAGCCUCUGCCACUCUCGGGGAUGUUACCAGCUGUGCCAUCGAAAGCUACCCCCCGCAUGACCUGGAUUGUUUUCUUCUGAGAAAACCCUCCGUUCCACAAGAUUCCGGAAGCCGCAGAGAACGGCCUCUCCGUGGCACUUUCUGGCUGCCACGGCAGCUUGGAGGGAUGCCGCCUUCGGCGGUGAGCUGGGAGAAGUCAGACACGGGCGUCCCUGCACAGAAGCCAGGAAACCCUGACAAGCUGAGGGUACUAAGUAAUCAGGCGUCUGUCAUCUUUCCGAGUGUUUUGGUCACUUACGCUUUCUUUUCCGUACUCACCACUCUGAGAUUUGAGACUCGCACGCUCUGCGGGCUGGGCCGGUCGGGCGCCCCAUGUGCUUUUGGUUAAACAAGAACCACGACUUGAGUUUUCAGCCAGGGUUUUCUCCGCACACACGUAUCUUCCCCUGAAGUGGAACUCACGCUGUGCUCACUUCUGUGACCUGUUUCCACUCACCGCACGGGCGUCCCCUCGCCCUGUAAGGACCCUUCACGCCCGUCUGCUGGUGGAAGUCGGCCCUCGUGGACCCGGCCAGGGCCCCCCACCAGCGCUGCCACUGUCCCUGCCAUCCUGACCGAGUCCCCAGGACUCCGAGGUCAAGGUGGGCCCGCCAAAGCCCACCACGUCUGUUCCUCCCCUGGCAUCACAGAUGACUGCUUUAACACGCUCCCAGUGUUACUCGUGACAGACGCCAUCUGCGACGUUUUCGGUUGGUUACAUCCUUAAAAAAUAAAAUAAGAUUUUGCGCUUUAAACAAUGACUCCGUCAACAUGUUAAAAAAAUAAGUUUAAUGCAGGUGGCUCAUUUCAAUAAAGAAUUUGACAGGCACUCGA
Leopardus geoffroyi (Geoffroy's cat) is the source of this 2843-nucleotide messenger RNA. Its product is annotated as formin-like protein 16. The coding region runs from base 46 to 1137 and encodes 363 amino acids. The record is from RefSeq and is a predicted model, not a curated record. Lineage: Eukaryota; Metazoa; Chordata; Mammalia; Carnivora; Felidae. The transcript is spliced from 2 exons.